This is a messenger RNA of Cornus florida, 1392 nucleotides long. RefSeq lists its product as uncharacterized. The record is from RefSeq and is a predicted model, not a curated record. Bases 1 to 1392 code for a protein of 463 amino acids. The transcript has 5 exons. NCBI's taxonomy places the organism in Eukaryota, Viridiplantae, Streptophyta, Magnoliopsida, Cornales, Cornaceae.
AUGAAACCACCUAGUUAUCAUGAGGUGAAAGUUCCUUUGCUUGGGAAGGAAUUGGAUAAUACCAAUGCUUUAAUGAAUGACCAUAGGGAGGAGUGGUCAAAAUUUGGAUGCUCAUUAAUGGCAGAUGGGUGGACAGACAAGAGAGGGAGAACAUUGCUUAAUUUCCUAGUAAAUAGUCCAAGGGGAACCAUGUUUAUUGAGUCGAUAGAUACUUCUUCUUUUUCAAAGGAUGGUGAUAAGAUGUUUGACUUACUUAAUAAAUUUGUGAACCGCAUUGGAAUAGCAAAUGUCGUCCAAGUCGUCACAAAUAGUGAGUCAAGCAAUAAGUAUGCCGGGAGGAUGUUAGAGAAAGAACACCCACAUUUGUAUUGGACCCCAUGUGCUGCUCAUUGCUUAGACUUGAUGUUGGAAGACAUUGGGAAAAUACCGUCCAUCUCUAGAACAAUGCAGAGGGCAGUGGAGUUGAAUAGUUAUAUUUAUAUGCGACCAAAGUUGUUGAACAUUAUGAGGAACUUUACUCACAAAAAGGAGUUGCUUAGGCCUGCUAAGACUCGAUUUGCUACAUGUUUAAUCACAUUAUCAAGUAUUCACAAGCAAAAGAAUAACUUGAGAAAGAUGUUUACUUCAGAAGAAUGGAAUCAUAGUAAAUGGGCGAAAGAGGAAGCCGGUUAUUAUUUGAACCCAGAAUACUUUUAUUCAAAUUCGAAAAUUGAAGAAGAUGAAGAGAUUGCAAAGGGUUUGUAUGCAUGCAUUGCAAGGUUAGUCCCGGAUGUCAAAGAUCAAGACAAAAUUACUGAGGAGCUGUCCUUAUAUUCUAAAGCUGAGGGCCUCUUUGGUAAUCCCUUUGCUAUUAGACAGAGAAGUACACGAGGACCAGCGAAUUGGUGGGAAGCUUAUGGCAAGUCAACAAAACUUCUCCAAAAGUUUGCUAUAAAGCUUCAUAACAAGAAAAGAAAUAGGCUCGCUCAAACAACGUUGAAUGAUUUAGUGUUCAUUAAAUAUAAUAGAGCAUUGAGGCGUCGAUAUAAUAUGCGUGACACUCUUGAUCCCAUUUUACUCGAUGACAUUGAUGAGAGCAACGAGUGGUUGACGGGGAAGAUGGAUGAUUCUGAUGCAGAACAUGAUCUAGUCUAUGAAGAUGAUUCCUUGACAUGGGGUGAUGUUGCUAAUUUUGCUGGUAUUGGAGAGGCAAGCAGGCCGCAACGGUCUACUAGAUCAAAAUAUAGUUAUAGUUCACGGUUACCAACAAAGGGAGCAGGAAGUUCUUCAGUUCGACUUGUGGAUGAGGAUGAGGAUGAUUCAGAUGAGAUAGAAGAGAAUCCUGAGAAUUAUGAAUCAUUUAGUGACGAUCAAAAUGAUGUUAUGCUUAUUGAUGACGAGGAUGAUAUUUAA